Triticum aestivum (bread wheat) is the source of this 1876-nucleotide messenger RNA. RefSeq names its product probable folate-biopterin transporter 2. The coding region runs from base 1 to 1218 and encodes 405 amino acids. The transcript has 4 exons. The record is from RefSeq and is a predicted model, not a curated record. Lineage: Eukaryota; Viridiplantae; Streptophyta; Magnoliopsida; Poales; Poaceae.
AUGUAUUGUAACCAACUAUGUAAAGGCGUCAUGGGCGUGUCGUCCAUGCUCACGCUUGCUCUGCGCCGCACGCCGGCGAUCGCACCGGCAUUGGUGGCGUUCACGACGCAGGCCGCGGGCGCCGCCAUAGCCGACGUGGUGGUGGACGCCAUGGUCGCGCAGAACAGCAUAAGCCACCCUCCGCUCGCCGCCGACAUGCAGAGCAUGUGCGGGUAUUGCUCCUCCGCCGGCGCAUUGGUGGGGUACUCCAUCAGCGGCCUCGUCGUUCACGCAAUAGGUUCCCAGGGGGCUCUUGGCUUGCUGAGCAUCCCCUCCGUGCUCGUAUUUUCGGCCGGGAUUCUUGUCAAGGAGGAGCGGGCCAAGGAUUUCGAGUACAACCAGGUUCACAAGAAGUUCUACGAAGCAGUUGAAUCAAUGUGGUCAACAUUGAAGUGCCCGCAAGUCUGGAGGCCGUGCGUUUACAUGUUCUUAAUGUUCGUGCUAAGCCCGGACAUCCAAGGAGGGCUGUUCUACUGGUACACAGAUUCGAGCACCGGACUCGCAUUUUCCGAGGGAUUCAUUGGUCUCAUCUACUCGAUAGGCUCAGUGGGCUCGCUGCUCGGCGUCCUGCUCUACCAGAACAUGCUCAAGGACUACCCGUUCCGCGGCCUGCUCCUAUGGGGCCAGCUGCUGGCCUGCCUGUCCGGGAUGAUCGACCUGGUGCUGGUCACCAGGCUGAACCUGAGGAUCGGCAUGGCGGACUACCUCUUCGCUGUGAUGGACAACAGCGUCUCCCAGCUGAUCGGCCAGCUGAAAUGGCUGCCGCUCCUCGUGCUCUGCUCCAAGCUCUGCCCCGUGGGCAUCGAGGGCACCUUCUUCGCGCUGCUCAUGUCCAUCCAGAACCUCGGCCUGCUCAUGUCCGCCUGGUGGGGCGGCCUCCUGCUGCACGCGCUGGGCGUGUCUCGGACCGAGUUCGGGAACCUCUGGGUGGCCGUGCUGGCGAGGAACGCCAUGCGGCUGCUCCCGCUGGCGUUCCUGUUCCUGGUGCCUCGGAGCGACCAGAGCUCGACCAUCCUUCCCGCGGAGAUGCUGCUUGCGGAUGGAGGUUCCGCGGGACAUGUGGAACCAGGGUCGUCAGGUGUCAUCGAGUUUUCUGUCCUCCAUGGAAAUGAAAAUGGUGAAGUUGUUGAGACUGAGGAAGAGGAACUAGAGCUGACCCCACUCAUGGAGAAGAUUUGACGACUGGAGAAGAUGAAAGAGGUAAUAGCACUGCAGGUCCCUGAACUUGUUAUGGAGGUGAUGAUUUGGUCCUCAAAUUUGAAAAAGCGGAUUAUUUAGUCCUUGAACUUGUCAUGAAGGUGCAAGUUUGGUCCUGUGCGAAUCACAGCUCGCCAAGUGGAGCCAGCUGGGCUGGGCUGGUCAGUGCCGCACAUUUUUGCAAUCCCCCUGCCUUAAAGCCCUAAUCAACCCGCACUACACCUCGUUUGCGUCAGUGACCUGCAGUGCUAACUCCCGUUGAAACCAGCGACGAGGACACGGACUGGGAGGCUGCGCGGGAUCUGCUUCAGGACGCCGUCCCGCCAAACUUUCCUCGUUAAUUAUGGGUCCGAUGGUGCGACUUUCUCCUUUUUCUACCAUGCAUGGGAGUUAAUUCCUUCAAGUAUUCUUUAGAGAUCCAUUCUAAUCUCUGUUCGUUGACUCCUGAGUCUCCUAGUUGAUAUUCAAGCAACUUUUGAACGUAUAUAAAUUGUUUAGAUUCGAUAUGAGAACUCGAGGUGGGACUAUUUAGUCAUGGGACUACAAUGUUUUUUUUAUCUGAGGCCAAUAAUAUGAAUGUAAUCCAAUAACAGCACGGCGGUCAGGAGCCCAAUAACAAAAAACAUAGUCAUUAUUAUUC